AUGCCUUUAAUAGCUCUAUUUAACGGCCGCAAUAAUCAUGUGCGCCGUGUACAAGAUCCUCCACCACCACCAUCAACAAUAAUUACGCAUCAAUUCCAAACAGAUGACGAGAAUCAUCGACAAGAUCCUCAUGUUUCACCUGUAACAAAAAUUAAGCAUCAAUCUCAAACAAAUCGAGGUCGUCAGGACGGUCCCUCACGUGAAUUUUACCUUCAAACCCCUAGAUCACUCAUAGCACCAUCACUAUCAUUCCCACGUGAACCUCAAUCUAUAGCACAAAUUGAGUACAAAGCAACUCAAGAGGCACAUAUUUUUAAGGCUAAUUUGCAUGGAUACAAAAAAGAAGAAGUGAAGGUACAAGUGGAAAAUAAUAAAGUCCUAAAGAUAAGUGGGGAGAAAAAAAUAGUACAAAAAGAAUAUGAUAAUUGGCACCAUUUUCAGAGAAGAAAUGGGAAUUAUUUUACUGCUUUUAAUUUGCCUGAGGAUGCUAAGGUUGAUAAAGUGAAAUCAUCAAUGGAAAAUGGAGUGCUUGUUGUCACUGUUCCUAAGAAGGGAGCCAAGAAAUCUAGAACAUUUUUUUUCAAAUAAUAUAUUUGAUAGUAUAUUUUUAUCUUU
This is a messenger RNA of Solanum verrucosum, 615 nucleotides long. RefSeq names its product 18.1 kDa class I heat shock protein-like. The record is from RefSeq and is a predicted model, not a curated record. Lineage: Eukaryota; Viridiplantae; Streptophyta; Magnoliopsida; Solanales; Solanaceae. Gene Ontology annotation, biological process: response to heat; response to hydrogen peroxide; protein folding. The transcript has a single exon. The coding region runs from base 1 to 588 and encodes 195 amino acids.